Aspergillus thermomutatus is the source of this 1368-nucleotide messenger RNA. Its product is annotated as transcription initiation factor IIA large subunit. Gene Ontology annotation, cellular component: transcription factor TFIIA complex. NCBI's taxonomy places the organism in Eukaryota, Fungi, Ascomycota, Eurotiomycetes, Eurotiales, Aspergillaceae. Bases 1 to 1368 code for a protein of 455 amino acids. The transcript is spliced from 5 exons. The record is from RefSeq and is a predicted model, not a curated record. Gene Ontology annotation, biological process: transcription by RNA polymerase II; transcription initiation at RNA polymerase II promoter.
AUGUCUAACCAGCAGGUGGGCACGGUAUUUGACCGUGUCAUUCAGGAGGUCUGCGAUGCUUCUCAGGUCGAUUUCGAGGAAAGUGGUGUCGACCAGCAGACGCUAUUAGACCUGCGAAAGGGAGCGGUGUUCUGUCGUGAUCGAUCCCGGCCCAAGGCGGGGGUCCGAGGAUUGCGGGAGGCGGUGCUGCUUCCGGGGGGAACACCAGCUUUUGAGUCUCUCUUUAUACCGCGCCGCUUUUACCCGCUUCUGUGGCCCGUUUUCGAGAGGGGCGCGAGCUGGCAGAAAAAACUCUCGUCGCUUGGUGUUGCCCACUUCCCUUGGGAUCCUUCACCACCACAGCCCGCCCCUCCUCAGACUCAAAACCAAAUACUCCCUCCUACAGCUCCCGUGCCUUCCAACGCUCCUCGACCCGCACCUUCGCCGCACACACAGCAACAACAUGUUCCGCCCCAACAACCUCAUCCUCAGUCCCUACCGGGAAAUGCACCUCCGAUGCAAGCACCUGCGCCCGUGCACAUGGGGCAGCAAUCUCACAUAAAGACCGAACCGGGUCUCAAUGGCCAACCGGGAAUGCCUCACAUGGGCAACAUGAUGCCGGCUCCUUCCUCGAAUCCUCAGUCGGCACGUGAACGUGCUGCCAAUAUGCUUCAUCAAAGAUACGGUGCCGCAGCAGCUAGCUCGGUUAGUCAGCUGCAAGCUCAGUCUCAAGCAUCUAUGGGAAUGCCAGGACAGCAUCGUCCUCCGUACGCACCACAGGUGUCCAAUGGCCAGACGCCAGCAAUCAAACAAGAGCCAGGCUAUCCAUCCGCGCCCCAACCCAAUAUGACUAACGCUCAGACAGAUGGUGCAGGUGAUGAUGCUUUAUCAGACUGGAAAGCGGAGGUUGCACGGCGACGCGAGGCCGCAGAACGCCAGAACGGCGAGGGUGAUCGAUUUCUACGCGGACAUCUGAGACAGCGCAUGCUACAAUUUGAGGGAGGAGGACUUCUUAUGCCUCUAGAUGAGCGUCAAUCCUCGUCCUCGACAUCGAGACGGGAACCUCGUCUUACUGAUGCACACGCUGCUGUCGAAGUCCACUCGGUCGCGAACUCUGCACAGCUUCAGGCGCAGUUUGAUGGUCCUGGCGGCGAUGAUGACAGGGAGGAAGACGAUGAAGAUGCGAUCAAUUCUGACCUCGACGACCCUGACGACUUGGUUGCCGAGGAUCAUGACGCUGAAGAUUCUGUCGGACAGGUCAUGCUUUGCACAUACGAUAAAGUGCAGCGCGUCAAGAACAAGUGGAAGUGUACUCUGAAGGAUGGUAUCCUAACCACAGGCGGCAAGGAAUACGUUUUCCACAAAGGCCAGGGCGAAUUUGAAUGGUGA